Molecule: messenger RNA, 2076 nt
Organism: Cryphonectria parasitica EP155
Lineage: Eukaryota; Fungi; Ascomycota; Sordariomycetes; Diaporthales; Cryphonectriaceae
Exons: 4
Coding region: 366-1835 (489 amino acids)
Cellular component (GO): cytoplasm
Source: RefSeq, a predicted model, not a curated record
CUUCCUGAGCUCGACUUAUUGACAAGACUAUCGUGAGUGUACUUCCAAAUUCGGGCGAAAGUAGGGCUGAGUAACUAAAUUCUUGGACUGUCGUCCCUUACCAACGGCGACUUCGGCGGAAACGCAACGGAGCGUUUGUCUUGUCCCAUUCGCAGUCGUAAGCUGUACUGGUAUCGAUUUAUUCAACCUGAUGAGUCGAGGAUAUCAUCAUCAUUGUCAUUUCCAGUCCAUCGAUCGCACUCCUCCUAGGUGCGAGGAGAGAGUUGGUCUAGAUCUGAUCAAAUCCGGCCAUAUCAGAUUGAGCCAGAUCAGACGACAGCUUUUUCAUGUUUUGGAUUACUGACUCAAAACAGUGAGCCUUCAGGAUGUCGUCGCUUUCAGUCCUUACGGACGAGCAGAUCAAGGAGCUGCUCGAGUCCAUGACCGUAGAUGAGCUCGAGGCCUUCUACAUGGACCUGAGGGGGGCGCUCCACGACUACUCGGUCGGGUCACAGCCUGACGAGGAGGAUGCAGACAUCCACCAGCCUCACCGCACAACCAUCAACUCCUCCAGAACAGGCGCGACGUCCCUAUUCAUGCCCUCCAGCAGCCCAGCCGGCCUCGGCGUCAAGGUCAUCACCCUCUCACCACCCCCAAAGACGACAACAACAACAACAACAACAACAGAAAAUGAAGCCUUGAGCAGCAAGCCAAAGAUCAAACCUACCGGUGCCAUCACCUUGUUCGCCUCCACAGGUCAGCCGGUGGGUAUCCUGCACGCCAGCACGCUCACGGCCUUCCGCACUGCUCUCGCCUCGGCAUGCCUCGUGAUCAAGCGCAAUAGGGUCCAUACCAUCACUGCCUUUGGCAGCGGCGAGCAGGCCUACUGGCACAUCCGGCUCGCCCUGAUGCUCCGCGGCGACACCAUCCGGCACGUCAACAUCAUCAACCGGACCUUCUCCGAGGGCGCCAAGAAUAUUCUCAAGCGCUUCUACGUCGUCCCCACCGACGUCAAGAAGCGUGAGGGCUGGGCCGACGCCGAAUUUGGCAUGCUGACCCCAGGCUACGGCGAGUAUGCCCGCCUCCUGCGUGAUCAGGUCAGGGCAGCCGAUGUCAUCUUCUGCUGCACGCCGAGCCAGGAGCCCCUCUUUCAGCACUCGAUCCUGACCAGCGGCGAGGGGCGGAGAAAGGGGCGGCUGAUCGUGGCCAUCGGGAGCUAUACGCCUGAUAUGAUCGAGCUGCCGCUGGAGGUGGUGCACCAGGCGGUCAAGACGCAUGAGCAUGGCCAUCGACACUUUCAUAAACAUGCUGUGGAGGGAGGUGUGGUGGUCGUGGACACCCUUGAUGGUGCCUUGAAGGAGGCGGGAGAAGUCAUCCAAGGCGAGCUGAGCCCAAAUCAGCUCAUUGAGCUGGGCGAGCUCGUCAUGCUGCACAGAAUCAAGAUGGACGAGGAGUCCUCUUCAGAUACAGGGAGCUACAUGUCCAGCGAGGGCAGCAGCGCGCCCACCUCGGAGUUCGACAAGCUCGAUCUCAGCUCGGGCCCAUCCAUGUCAACCAUCUUCAGCUCCUCCUCCACAGAAAACGGCGGCAGCAACAGUCAGCCCGGUAGUCGGCCGUCCUCGCCAUCCCGCAGCAGCAGCCGCCAGCUCUUUCACCGGCGGAGGUCGAGCCACCGCUCGGCAGAGCAGCAGCAGAAGAAAAAGAAGGAUCGGGAGGACCACAUGUGCAGGUGGCUGCAGGGAGGAAAUGUCAUCUACAAGAGCGUAGGGCUUGGUCUUAUGGAUCUCACGGUGGGCCUCAGGGUGAUUGAGUUUGCGAAGCAGAAAGGGGUUGGCACCCAUGUAGACGGGUUCUAGGGGAACCCGCCGUCGUCGUCGCCACCGCCGUUGCUGCCCAGACUCAUGUCUGACUUUCUAGUACCCAUUGAAAGGUCAGAGGGAACUCUCCAUGGCCCUCGAAAGUAGAAUUAUCUGCGACGCAACAAUGAAGGUCUGCUCAGGCAGAUCCCUACUCCCCAUCCGAGUAGUACUGCCAUCUUCUUUUUAGGGAGAUUUUACCCCGUACGGGUGUAUAUCGUACAUGACAGGACACCAAAUC